Messenger RNA from Fusarium coffeatum, 2811 nucleotides. RefSeq lists its product as uncharacterized. The coding region runs from base 1 to 2811 and encodes 936 amino acids. The record is from RefSeq and is a predicted model, not a curated record. NCBI's taxonomy places the organism in Eukaryota, Fungi, Ascomycota, Sordariomycetes, Hypocreales, Nectriaceae. The transcript is spliced from 3 exons.
AUGUUCUCGAUGCCUGCACGGGGAGGCCCCUGUGAAGGUGCGAUGCAAUGCAUAUCAGCUGAGCGGUCCUUUGGGUUCUGUUCUUCAGUCGAAGCAAACGAACGCGUUGUUGAGCGGGCGUAUGGUGUCUGCAAUGGAAGGCCGAACGCAGCUCACCCAACCCAUCUCACCAUCACAGCAACGUUAGUUUUGGACCCUUCAGGCAGAGGAGUUGUCACCUUUCCCCCUCUCACCACAACGAGGACAACAUCGAGCUCAGAAGCGUCGAGUCUGGAGACAUCGAGCACUACUCAAACACUACCAACAACCCUAGUCAUCGAUACAUCAUCACCACCUAUUAUUCCCAGACCAUCGACGAGAACAAGGAUACGGUCAACAACGAGGGAUGAUUCUUCCACCGACUCGCCUGACGAUACCACUACUUCUCCAGAGAUAAUUUCGAUUACCGAACUCCCGUUCACCAGUUCCACGACUUUUGAAACCACAACGACAACAUCCACUUCAAGUUCAGAAACGGAAACUACUACAGAAGUAUCAGGCGGUGCUGGUGGUGCGAGUAAGGGUGAGGACAAUGAUGAUUCAAAUAAACUCUCUACCGAGCAAGUUGCUGGAAUAUCAAUAGGUGUUCUGGCCGCUGUUGGAGUUGCAGUCGGAGCUAUUGUGCUCGCGAGGUACUACCGACGAAGAAAGUACCCUCAGAUCAAAACCGGCUUCCUUCCUAUGAGAGAUACCUGGGGCUACAAAGCAGAUCGAUCUGACAAUGGCGGACACAACUCCUGGAUGGUUCACCAACUUCGCCCUGACUUGGAUCCUGGGAGUCAAGCACCACCCCCACCUGCGUACAAUCGAGCAAAUUCUAGACCCGAGAACAUUGGCGUUGCCAUAUCACCACCUUCUUCAAAUCGAAAUACGGCAAACGCCUCUCCUCUCAGGAGAUUGUCGAAAUUACUGCCUGCAAAACCAACAAUACCGCAUCUGUCUUCUGAAUCCACUAAUGAAAAGUCUCUCCCUGUUAUCGAGCCAGGAUUACAAGAGACUGGACAACAAGGCCGACAUGAGAGUAUCCAACCACCACCACCGGCACUUGGCGCCGCCGCCGUUGUUGCUUCACCACCAAGAUCGCGACCCAUGCCACCAAAGCUGCACAUUCCUCCAACCGAAGCGUCUGCAGGAAGCGCUCCGGGAACAAACAACCGCGAAAGCAAUGUGACUGAGUUCGAAGAAGAUCGCACAUCGAUGUCGCCAAACAACAACACGCAGGUCUGGAGACCACCACCAACGACUCCGCUCUCUGCUACGACCUACUAUGUUGCUGACCAGUACGGUAAUUGGGUUCUUGGGAACCCAAAGCGUGCCUCGGUGAUAGCACGAGGGUCACAAGAUUCAAAGGGGUCUCAGGGAGACAACCUAAAGCCACUGCCGAACGAUAACGGUCCCUCUGGCUACCCAGGGCAAAGUACCAUCCGAACACUCGCUCCCCCAGCUGAGAUCAUUCCUGCGGGCGCUCCAAGUAAACCCUACGGGCCACGCCCGCAGUAUCCUUCUCCGUUCUUCUCGUCGCAAUCCCACCCACGACGUAGCAUUUCUUCGCGGCCCUCGAUGGCCAGACCCCUGACCCGUCCACGCGAGGACUCUAGUAGCAGUAGUGCCACAAUCAUCACCACAUCGACUGAGUCUUCCUCGAGUAUCCCCUCUGUGGCGCCCGAACAACAAGUCAGUCUCUCUCCUGUUGUUGAGUCUCCCCAAUCAGUUCGAGCUCGCCAGCAGCAGCAACAACAACAACCCCAGAUACCGCCACGAGAUCCUCGACGUGCAAGCCAGAUGGGCAAUUUGGGCGACAAUGUCAAUACGAGAUUAGCUCCUCCCUCGAGACAAAUAUUCUACAGUCCUCCUGGCCAGCCAAGUCCAACUUUGGGAAUGAUGCAGCCUCCUGGUGCUUAUAACGCAGCACGACAGCAGCCAGGUUCGCAGAACAUACAACCUAUCCCUAAUGCGGGACUUGAGACAACUUCUCCAACCAUGCGCAUUGUUGAACCCUCUCCUGAGCCAGAGGAGCCCACGGAGCCACCUGCCAUCAACCCAGAGCAGAUUCGAGCAUCUCCCUUUUACUUCAAUCCGCCGUAUCCCCAACCCCUCCAAACCCAUCAACAAUCGCAGCAUCGCCGUUCAGCUUCGGGAUCCCAGCCUCAGAUUUACAAACCGUACCAAAGACCUCCUUCCUUUCAACCGUCCCCCCGAGAACAGCAAGCAGCUUGGCAACCUAUACAACGCCUGCACUCUCAUCAACAUCAGCAACGACGCCAACAGCCCCAGCAGCAGCAGAAUGCCUGGCAACCCACACAGCGUAUGCCUCCUUCGUACCAGUCUUUCCAGCAGCAACCUCCUUUACAACCUUAUCAACGCCCACCUCAGCAAAACCCUUACCAGCAACCACCUCAUAUGUACCAAUCGUUCCAAGCACGACAAAACCAACUGUCCCAGCCUCAUAAUCAGGGAGGCUAUCAAUCAUUUCAGCCAUAUCCUGCAUCUCAGCAAACCCAAAUACAUCCCUCCCAGUAUCAGAACUAUCGUCCCCCUCAACCUAUGACCACACCACUUGCCCAGUCCGGAAGCCAGGACUCGCUUCUUGCCAAACGUGUCGGUUCUAAUCGAGCUGCUGACAUGACUAUUGGCACCGACCCGGCCAGGACAUCAAAGUGGAAUCGUGAUGUUGAAAAUAAGACUCCCCCAAGCUAUCCCAUGUCACCGCAUUGGAAGCCAACAUUAACGCCUACUCGGCGAGGGGACGACCUGGUUCUGAAUGUGCAAUAA